AUGGCAGGAUGCGCUUCAACGUUGCAUUUCGCAACAACGUCGGACUACCGAUCCCAGGUGGCCCGGCAGACGGGAGCGCGGGCUGCUUGCAGAAUCGAUCUCCGCGAGCCAGGAAUCAUUGGCCCAGUCCGGGUGUCUAGUCUAGAUCCUAGCCGUCCUACUGUCGAGGAUGAAGUGGCCUUCGCUAGAUGGCCGUCCUUCGCGAUUGGUCGGCCUCUGUCUGGCCUCAUGUCAUGGGAGACAUGCAGGGCCUGUGAUUCGCCUCGCGUCGAGAACGGGUUUCGUCGAGAUCCCCGGUGCAUCCUAUCGGGUAUUAGUAUCCAGCUGGCUCGCGAGAUUGGCACCGAACAGGGCCUUGCAUUGUUUUCCAAUGCGGUGUUGAAACAAGCACUGUCGAGACAGGGUCCUUAUAGUGUCCUCGGCUUGAGCGCUAGCUCUGGUUACCCACAGCUGAUCGUGAUCGAAAUGCAUGUUUGGUGGCGCUGGAGCAAGAUUUGCUGUGACGGAGGUGGCAGCAGCCAAUCUAGGACUGUCAUGCGCGUCAUGUCCCUGUCACUAUUGCCGCACUUGCAUGGCAACUAG
Aspergillus heteromorphus CBS 117.55 is the source of this 582-nucleotide messenger RNA. RefSeq lists its product as uncharacterized. The transcript has 2 exons. The coding region runs from base 1 to 582 and encodes 193 amino acids. Lineage: Eukaryota; Fungi; Ascomycota; Eurotiomycetes; Eurotiales; Aspergillaceae. The record is from RefSeq and is a predicted model, not a curated record.